Drechmeria coniospora is the source of this 2223-nucleotide messenger RNA. Its product is annotated as aminopeptidase 2. Lineage: Eukaryota; Fungi; Ascomycota; Sordariomycetes; Hypocreales; Ophiocordycipitaceae. The record is from RefSeq and is a predicted model, not a curated record. The transcript is spliced from 3 exons. Gene Ontology annotation, cellular component: cytoplasm. Bases 1 to 2223 code for a protein of 740 amino acids. Gene Ontology annotation, biological process: proteolysis; peptide catabolic process. Gene Ontology annotation, molecular function: zinc ion binding; metalloaminopeptidase activity; peptide binding.
AUGUGCAGAACAACGCAGCAAAGCAUCGAGAUGACCGGCGGCGGCGCCGCUUCCGGGAGCACCCAUGGCCGCGAGCUCCUGCCCGCCAACGUCGUCCCUCGACACUACCACGUCACGCUGGAGCCUGACUUUGAGAAGCUGACAUUCGAUGGCACCGUCGUCAUCGACGUCGACGUCGUCGAGGACUCGACUUCCAUCUCGGUCAACACUCUGGAGCUUGAAAUCCACAGUGCCAAGAUCUCGUCCAAUGGACAGACCAUCAGCUCCGCCCCCAAGGUCUCUCAUGAUGAAGCUCAGCAGGUCAGCAAGUUUGGCUUUGGCAGCUCUCUCGCCAAGGGCAGCCAGGCGCAGCUCGAAAUCUCCUUCACUGGUCACCUCAACGACAAGAUGGCCGGCUUCUACCGAUCCACCUACAAGAGGGAGGACGGUACCGAGGGCACCCUUGCCACGACUCAGAUGGAGCCUACCGACGCUCGCCGCGCCUUCCCCUGCUUUGACGAACCCGCUCUCAAGGCCAAGUUCACCAUCACUCUCGUCGCCGACAAGAAGCUGACCUGUUUGAGCAACAUGGACGUCUCCUCCGAGACCGAGGUUCAGUCCAAGAUGUCGGGCUCCGUCAAGAAGGCCGUCCACUUCAACACGUCGCCCCUCAUGUCGACCUAUCUCGUCGCCUUCAUCGUGGGUGAGCUCAACUACGUCGAAUCUCUGGACUUUCGCGUGCCUUGCCGCGUCUACGCCCCCCCCGGCCAGAACAUCGAGCACGGCCGCUUCUCCCUUGACCUCUGCGUCAAGACGCUCAAGUUCUACGAGAAGGUGUUUGGCAUCGAUUUCCCCCUGCCCAAGAUGGACCAGGUUGCCAUUCCGGACUUUGCUCAAGGCGCCAUGGAGAACUGGGGCCUCAUCACCUACCGCACCGUCGACCUCAUGCUCGACGAGAAGACGAGCGGCGCCGCCACCAAGGAGCGCGUGGCCGAGGUUGUCCAGCAUGAGUUGGCCCACCAGUGGUUCGGAAACUUGGUGACGAUGGACUGGUGGGAGGGCCUCUGGCUCAACGAGGGCUUCGCCACCUGGGCCUCUUGGUACUCGUGCAACGUCUUUUACCCCGAGUGGCAUGUCUGGCAGACGUAUGUCAUCGACAACCUGCAGUCGGCCCUGUCUCUCGAUUCGCUGAGGAGCAGCCACCCGAUUGAAGUUCCCGUCAAGCGUGCCGACGAGAUCAACCAGAUCUUUGAUGCCAUUUCCUACUCCAAGGGAUCCUGCGUGCUGCGCAUGAUCUCGACCUACCUCGGCGAGGACGUGUUCUUGGAGGGUGUCCGCGCAUACCUAAAGAAGCACGCCUACGGCAACACGGAGACGGGCGACCUCUGGAACUCUCUGAGCGAGGCAAGCGGCAAGCCCGUGCACGACAUCAUGACAGCCUGGACGAAGAAGGUCGGCUACCCCGUCAUUACCGUGACGGAAAAGGACCAAAACGGCACUGUCAGCGUGAAGCAGAAUCGAUUCCUGCGUACGGGAGACACAAAGCCGGACGAGGACAAGGUCCUGUUCCCCGUCUUCCUGAGCGUCCGCAACAAGGACGGCGUCGACAAGUCGCUCGCCCUCAACGAGCGCGAGAAGGAGUUUAAGCUGCCCGACGGCGAGUUCUUCAAGUUCAACGCGAAUCACACAGGCAUCUACCGAACCUCGUACUCGCCCGAGCGCCUUGAGAAGCUCGGCAAGGCUGCCAAGGACGGCCUGCUGACGGUCGAGGACAGGGCAGGCAUGAUCGCCGACGCCGGCGCUCUCGCUACUUCUGGUUACCAGAAGACAUCUGGCGUCUUGAGCCUCCUCAAGAGCUUCGGCUCCGAGUCCGAAUUCGUUGUGUGGAACGAAAUCAUCGUUCGCCUGAGCACCAUUCAAUCGGCAUGGAUCUUCGAGGACAAGGCGGUCCGCGACGGCCUCGACGCCUUCCUCCGCGAGCUCACGAGCGCCAAGGCUCACAAGAUGGGCUGGGCUUUCUCCGACAGUGAUGGCCACGUUGAGCAGCAGUUCAAGGCCAUGCUGUUCGAGAGCGCAGGCAUGAACGGCGACGAACAGAUCAUCACGGCUGCCAAGGGCAUGUUCAACAAGUUCAUGGAAGGCGACAGCAACGCGAUUCAUCCCAACAUUCGGAAGAGCGUCUUGGCCAUGGCUCUCAAGUACGGUGGCAAGGAAGAGGCAAGUCCUGAUUUACUUUUGGCGUGA